Molecule: messenger RNA, 1890 nt
Organism: Phaeoacremonium minimum UCRPA7
Lineage: Eukaryota; Fungi; Ascomycota; Sordariomycetes; Togniniales; Togniniaceae
Product: putative fumarylacetoacetase protein
Exons: 5
Coding region: 1-1890 (629 amino acids)
Biological process (GO): L-tyrosine catabolic process; L-phenylalanine catabolic process; homogentisate catabolic process
Molecular function (GO): acyltransferase activity, transferring groups other than amino-acyl groups; fumarylacetoacetase activity
Source: RefSeq, a predicted model, not a curated record
AUGUCUAGCCGUAAGAUAUGGAAGAUUGAACCUGUCAAUCUUGCCGAUGCCCCAGCUAUUGCCCGCAAUAACUUGUCAGCCUUUUGGGAAGACAAAAAUUGGCGUCUCUCUUGGGACGACAGCAUUACGCUCGACUAUCUCAUUACACAGGAGGCGGAUCGAGUCAUGAAUGAUCUACUCCACAGACGAGACAUUCUCCGCCACUUGAAAGCUGUCGAUCCGGACACUGGCACCUUGGUGGGGUACCUUCGAUUGGCUUUGCCCGUAGAACACAUAACGGCUCCCGAUGGCAAACCGGUCUGGCCUGAGAUACAGACCCCAGGCGUGACUCCUGACGAGAAGAAACGCAUCCAAGAGAUCUCGGACAAGGCUUGGCACCAACCCAAAGACAAUGACUCGGAGGAUGAAGCAUUUGAGAUUCAGAAACGAAUCCUGUCCGAGGGUGUAUAUAUUAGACUCCGGUAUCUUGCUGUCCACCCAGAAUACCAGAAAAAGGGCAUUGGAAGAGCCCUGGUUACGGCAGUUGUCGGGAAAGCUGACGAGCUGGGAAUUGAUGUUUAUAUCAUGGCUUAUGAGGCUGGUCGCUUGCUUUAUGAGCAGCUAGGAUUUCACACAACACUUGACUCCGGCAAGAAUAGACUCGAGUCUCUAUUCGAUAUGUCGUCAACUUGGGUUCCAGACGUGGACCCUUUGAGCGACUUUUCACUCGCCAACAUUCCUUUCGGCAUCAUUACCACACAGUCGGACUCUUCUCGGCGUGUUGCCGUCGCCAUCGGUUCCCAUGUUCUAGACCUGAAGGCCCUCUCGUCGCAUCCGGACUUCACAAAUGUGUUUCCCGUACUCAACGGCCAAGAAUAUGUCUUCGCCGAGCCCACUCUGAAUCAUUUCGCGUCUCUUGGACGCGAGGUGCACCGUGAAGUCAGACGGACCAUUCAGAAGCUGCUAGCGACUGAUGCCGAAUACCCCGAGUUCCUGAGGGACAAUGCGGAGCUCCGAGAGGAGGCAUUGUUGCCUCAACGAGCAGUUAAGUUGCAUCUUCCCAUGGCAAUUGGCGAUUACACCGACUUCUAUGCGGGUUAUCAUCAUGCCUACUCUGUCGGAGUAAUGUUCCGUGGCCCUGAAAACGCUUUGCAGCCCAAUUAUACACAUUUGCCUGUGGGGUAUCAUGGCCGCGCUUCCAGUAUUGUGGUGUCACGAACCCCCAUCUAUCGACCUGUUGGGCAAAUCCUGCUGGAUCCGAAAGCCGAGCCCAAGCAACCGAUCACAGCGCCGUCUCGUAGGCUUGACAUUGAGCUGGAGCUGGGCUGCUUGAUCUGCACACCAAACGACCUUGGUCAGUCCAUCCCAGUCGAUGAGGCUGAGGACCACAUAUUUGGCUAUGUUCUGCUCAAUGACUGGAGCGCGCGCGAUAUCCAGAUGUGGGAAUAUGUUCCUCUUGGUCCGUUCAACGGGAAGAACUUUGCAUCAACGAUCAGUCCAUGGGUUGUUCUAGCCGAUGCGCUGGAGCCUUUCCGCACUGCAGCAAUCGAGAACAAGACUCCAUUACAAGAUUAUCUCAAAGAACAGAGAGCGGAUAACGUUCUAGAUAUUAAAUUAGCUGUUGAUCUAACAACCCCAGAAGGCGAUACGACCACAAUAUCACAAACGAGCUCCAAGCAUCUAAUGUGGUCGUUUCCUCAGAUGAUCGCUCAUCACAGCCUUGGUGGAUGCCCGCUAAGGACUGGGGAUAUGCUAGGAUCGGGCACCAUCAGUGGGCCAGGAACCAACGACAAAGGGAGCUUUCUCGAGUUGAGCGAGAGUGGCAAGAAGGAUAUCAUGCUGUACGGGAUGGACGUCGUAUUUAUAGCGCGACAUUCUCAUGAGAAACCCAUCAUUGUGCUCGACAAGUAA